Eufriesea mexicana is the source of this 684-nucleotide messenger RNA. RefSeq names its product TELO2-interacting protein 1 homolog. Bases 1 to 684 code for a protein of 227 amino acids. Lineage: Eukaryota; Metazoa; Arthropoda; Insecta; Hymenoptera; Apidae. Gene Ontology annotation, cellular component: cytoplasm. The record is from RefSeq and is a predicted model, not a curated record. The transcript has 4 exons.
AUGGAACGAUUUCAAAUACAGGAAGCAUUUACUACAUUAAAACCACUUUGUGAUUCUUUAAUGAAAAAUCCAAGUGUAGAUAUUGCUUACAACAUUGCUAAUACUUUGACAAAGAUUUCUGACAAAGUUAUUCAGGAUUUACUUGAAUAUAUUUUGUUUCCCUUUAUUGUUCAUUUACAAAAUGAUACACUGAGUAAAAAUGUAAAAGAAGAAUUAGUAAAAACAACAGAGGCAAUACUAUCAAGAGCAAAGAUAUCAAAAAUGGAAUUAUUUAAUAAAUUAUAUUCAUGUCUUUUAAUACAAAUUUAUGAUAAUACACAACAAAGUAUGGUGAUCGAGGGACAUGAAGAACUUAAAGAAGCAGUACUAUCAUGUAUUAAAACUUUGUUACAUUCUUGUUUCACAGAAGUUAUAGAAGUUCUAUAUACUAGACAAAAUGCUUCUAAAAUAGGACAAGGAAUAUUAUUGUCAAUAACAAUGGGCAGAAUUGAAAAAUCACGUCCUCUUAGAUUAAAAGCUAUUGAAACAGUCAUGGCAUUAUGUCAAGUUGAUGAUAAAAUAGAUAGAAACGAUAUUACAUUGCAAGAUCAAGUUGCUGAUAUUAUCAUGUUAUUUUUACCUGGUAUUGUUAGUGGUUUGCAAGAAAUAGCCAUGGGAAACGAAAUACAUGUUUUAAAUUAUUAA